Acromyrmex echinatior (Panamanian leafcutter ant) is the source of this 339-nucleotide messenger RNA. RefSeq names its product alpha-methylacyl-CoA racemase-like. The record is from RefSeq and is a predicted model, not a curated record. Lineage: Eukaryota; Metazoa; Arthropoda; Insecta; Hymenoptera; Formicidae.
CGAGCAGAACAUCUCGAGCAGGAUCUCCAAGAUAAUUGCGCGGACGAUAUACAUCCUUGCGUGAACGACAAAUUACGCUGCAGCCGUUUUCAUAGAAGCACUAUGGCUUUAAAAGGAAUCAAGGUCGUAGAGUUAGCUGGACUUGCUCCGGGACCCUUCUGCGGCAUGAUUUUGGCAGAAUUUGGGGCAUCUGUUAUCAGAGUGGAUAAGAAAGCAUACAGCCACAGCACUACAUGUUUUAAACGAAAGUCAUAUUUAAAAUUAUAUUAUGAUAAAGUAAACGAUUCGGUCAAAAUUUGACUAUCAUCGGUACAUUAAAAUAUACAGAUGUUGCAUAAA